AUGGGUGAAAUUAAAAAAAUUACAGUUAAAAAUCCAAUCGUUGAAAUGGACGGUGAUGAAAUGACCCGUAUCAUUUGGCAAUUCAUUAAAGAUAAAUUGAUCUUGCCUUAUUUGGACAUUGAUUUGAAAUACUACGAUUUGGGUAUUGAAUACAGAGAUAAAACUGAUGAUAAAGUCACUACUGAUGCUGCUGAAGCUAUCUUGAAAUACGGUGUUGGUGUCAAAUGUGCUACCAUUACCCCAGAUGAAGCCAGAGUUAAAGAAUUCAACUUGAAGAAAAUGUGGCUUUCACCAAAUGGUACUUUGAGAAAUAUUCUUGGAGGUACUGUUUUCAGAGAACCAAUUGUCAUUGACAACAUUCCAAGAAUUGUCCCAACUUGGGAAAAACCAAUCAUCAUUGGUAGACACGCCUUUGGUGAUCAAUAUAAAGCUACUGAUAUCGUAGUCCCAACUGCCGGUGACUUGAAAUUGGUUUUCAAACCAAAGGAUGGUGGUGAAAUCCAAGAAUACCCAGUUUACCAAUUCGAUGGUCCAGGUGUUGCCUUAAGUAUGUACAACACUGACGCUUCCAUCACCGAUUUCGCAGAAAGUUCUUUCCAAUUGGCCAUUGAACGUAAAUUGAACUUGUUCUCAUCCACCAAAAAUACCAUCUUGAAGAAAUACGAUGGUAAAUUCAAAGACAUAUUUGAAGGCUUGUAUGCUAGUAAAUACAAGGCUAAAAUGGACGAAUUAGGCAUCUGGUACGAACACAGAUUGAUUGAUGAUAUGGUUGCUCAAAUGUUGAAAUCCAAAGGUGGUUACAUCAUUGCCAUGAAGAACUACGAUGGUGAUGUUCAAUCAGAUAUUGUUGCUCAAGGUUUCGGUUCUUUGGGUUUGAUGACCUCUGUUUUGGUUACUCCGGAUGGUAAAGCUUUCGAAGCCGAAGCCGCUCACGGUACUGUUACCAGACAUUACAGACAACACCAACAAGGUAAAGAAACCUCUACUAAUUCCAUUGCAUCUAUCUACGCUUGGACUAGAGGUUUGAUCCAAAGAGGUAAAUUAGAUAAUACUCCGGAAGUUGUUAAAUUUGCUGAAGAUUUGGAAAGAGCUAUUAUUGAAACCGUGUCCAAAGACAACAUCAUGACCAAAGAUUUGGCCUUGACUCAAGGAAAGACCGAUAGAUCAUCUUAUGUUACCACUGAAGAAUUUAUCGAUGCUGUUGCCAAUAGAUUGAACAAAAACUUGGGUUACUAA
Candida tropicalis MYA-3404 is the source of this 1236-nucleotide messenger RNA. It is a transcript of the gene IDP2, whose product is annotated as isocitrate dehydrogenase (NADP(+)). Lineage: Eukaryota; Fungi; Ascomycota; Pichiomycetes; Serinales; Debaryomycetaceae. Gene Ontology annotation, biological process: isocitrate metabolic process. Gene Ontology annotation, molecular function: magnesium ion binding; NAD binding; isocitrate dehydrogenase (NADP+) activity. The record is from RefSeq and is a predicted model, not a curated record. Bases 1 to 1236 code for a protein of 411 amino acids. Gene Ontology annotation, cellular component: mitochondrion. The transcript has a single exon.